AUGACUAUAAUGAUAAUGACUAUUGUAAAUAAUAUGACAAUAUCGUUGGCCGAUGAUGUUGAUGAUAAAAGCCGAAAAAAUCACAUCAAUAAUAGUAGCCAUAUUUAUGAUGAAUAUAAUGGACAAUCAACAGGUCAAAUCAAUGAACUUGUUGAAUCUAUGAUGAUUGAUACAAAUAUAACAACAUCACCUCAACAGCAACAACAACAACAACAAAAUCCACAAAUAAACAGGCCGGAAACAUCAACGGCCAUGACAAUGAUAACAACAACAUCGACAAAAUUACCGCCAACUACAUAUCAUUAUAAUAAUCAAAGGAUAAAUCAUAAUAAGCCGCAGCAACAACAAAAUGAAUGGCAUUCCGCAAUUCAACAACAACAACAACAACAACAACAACAAUAUCGUACUCAUGCAAUAGGAAUUUCAUCCGAUUGGAUAAGAAAACGAUCUCAUCAGCCACCGUUGCUGUAUAAUCUAGGAUUAUCACCAUCAUCAUCAUCAUCAUCAUCAUCGUCUUUAUCAUCCUCCUCGUCAUCAUCAUCAUCAUCUUUAUUUAAGAAUGAACCACAAAAACAUCAACAACUUCAAUUACAACAUCAACGAUUACAGCAACAACAAUUACAACAACAACAGCAAUGUCCGGAAGGACCACCAGAACAAUGGUCACAACAAUUAGAUGUUGCUGGUAAAGCAUUAUUAUCACCAAUAGUAUUUUAUGGUGAAUUGAUCUCAUUAGCUGAAGAUUAUGGUGGCCGUAUUGGUGCAACAUUUAGAUUACUUAAAUUAAUUAAACCAGAUGUGACAAAAUUAUCAUCAUCAUCAUCAUCAUCAUCAUCAUCAUCAACAAUAAAUCAUCAUCAUUCAAUGAUGAAUCAUAAUAAUAAUGAAGAUUUAUCCAUAUUAAUACCGAAUCCUGAAUAUGAAACACAAGUAAAACUUUAUUUUGUACCAAAUCAAAAUGAAAGUAUGGAAAUACCAUUCUGUGCACUUUAUAUGCCAGAAAUUUGGAAAAAAUUACGAACAAAAACUAGAUAUAUUUUAUUUGCACAGCAACAAAUUUUAUCAUCACGUGGAUUUAUGUUACCAUCACAUUCAUCAUCAUCAUCAUCAUCAUCAUCAUCAUCAUCAACAUCUAAUAAUAAUGAUCUUCAUUCAAAAUUUCAUAAUCAUCGUCUAUCAUUUAAUGAUAAUAAUCGUAUUGUUGUUGGCCAUCAAUUAAUAUCAAUGAUAACAUAUACGAUACCAGAAACACUUAGUCGUAAUACUAGUCGUUUAGUAAGAAAAAUUCUUUGCCGUGAUUGUGCCAAACCAGCACGUAUUGCACAUAGCAGCAGGGAACGUUUGGAUAUUAUUGCCAAACAUAAUAUAACAUUAUCAUGUCGUGUUGAUGGUAAUCCAAUUCCAUGGAUCGAAUGGUAUCGUAAUGGUCGACGUUUACGUACACGACGACGUGUGAUAAUCAAUACACGAAGACGAAUAUCACAAUUAACUAUUGUACAUGCAUCCGUUAGACGUGAUCAUGGUACAUAUGAAUGUAGAGCAAUGAAUGUUGUAUCAAAAGAACCAUCAGUAAAACGAUUCCAUGUUAAUGUACAAUGGCCAAUAAAUCAUCCAAAACAUCGGCAAUCAUUAGGCAAUUAUCAUCAUCAUCAAAAUAAUGGUAAACAUCGACAUCCAUCAUCAUAUUCCGGUAUAAGAAAAACAACAAUUAAUAACGAUGAUGAUCGUAUUGGUGCCAAAAAUAAUGUGAUUAUUGGAACAAAUCAUCAUUAUAAUAUUAAUCAUAAUCAUCAUCAUCAAAUAUUGAAUAAUAAUGAUGAUGUUGAAAGUGAUGAAAUUCAUCAUUAUCAUCCACAAGUAACUGAUGAUGGUUUCAAUAGUUUUCAAGAUAAUUCUGAAAUUCCACAACCAUGUCCAAUUGCAUCAUUCUGUUUGAAUGGUGGUACAUGUUCAUUAUAUAAACAUCUUGGUGAAUAUGUUUGUGAAUGUGCCGAUGGUUAUAAAGGUCAUCGUUGUGAAUAUAAAGAUUUACAAAAAUAUCCGGUAAAAACAUUGGUCGAUUAUGAUCCCAUAGUUGCCCGUACACCACCUCAUUCCUUUUCGUCAAAAACCAAUGAAGAACGUGCCGAUAGUUGAAAGACCAAAGAAUUUUAGCUGUAAGAAUUUUUUUUUCGCA
Messenger RNA from Dermatophagoides farinae (American house dust mite), 2176 nucleotides. The record is from RefSeq and is a predicted model, not a curated record. Lineage: Eukaryota; Metazoa; Arthropoda; Arachnida; Sarcoptiformes; Pyroglyphidae.